CGGGACCAUCGGACACAAGGCAGGGCUCGAGACUGUGAUCCUCCCGGCGUCCUGACGUCAAUUUAUAAGGACCAGCAGUGCCGGGCGGCAGCAGAAACAGCAGAGAGGAGCGGGACCAUGUCGGUGUGAUAUUCUUCAUUUAUUGCUGAGCAUUCGGUGACUGACCACAGCCUGAGCUGAAGAGGGGGGUCCCAAUCCCGACAGUGUGUGCAGCAAUGGGAAAGGACUACUACAAGACCCUGGGCAUCUCCAAGGGCUCCAACGAGGAUGAGAUCAAGAAGGCCUACCGACGCAUGGCCCUGCGCUUCCACCCCGACAAGAACAAGGACGCCAACGCAGAGGAGAAGUUCAAGGAGAUCGCAGAGGCCUAUGAGGUACUCAGCGACCACAAGAAGAGGGUGGUCUAUGAUCAGCUAGGAGAGGAAGGUUUGAGGAAUGGCGGCAGCAACACUUCAGGUGUUCCUGGCAGCUCAACGUACCACUACACCUUCCAUGGAGACCCACACGCCACCUUCGCCUCCUUUUUUGGCGGCUCCAACCCCUUCGACAUGUUUUUUGGCUCCAACCGCAGCCACAGCCGCUCCAACGGUUUCUCCUUUCACAACGACCACGACGCAGAGCAUGACAUGGACAUGGAAGAGGAAGACCCCUUCGCUCAUAUCGGGAGGCAGUUCGGCUUCCCAGCGGGGGUGAACAACGGCUUCCCAGGAGAGGGUCGCAGGAGGCGGGGGGUGCACUCAGAGCGCCUGGGGACAGGGCGAAAGCAUCAGGACCCCCCGGUGGUCCACGAGCUGAAGGUCUCGCUGGAAGAGAUCUUCCACGGCUGCACGAAGCGAAUGAAGAUCACGCGGCGCAGGCUGAACCCGGACGGCCGCAGCAUGAGGACAGAGGACAAGAUCCUCAACAUUAUCAUCAAGAAGGGAUGGAAGGAGGGGACCAAGAUCACCUUCCCCAAGGAGGGGGACGAGACCCCUGAGAACAUUCCCGCCGACAUAGCCUUUGUGCUGAAAGACAAAGGGCACGUCCACUUGAAGAGAGACGGUUCCAAUAUCAUUUUUAACUGCAAGAUCACUCUAAAAGAGGCGUUGUGUGGCUGCACAGUCAGCAUUCCCACGUUGGAAAACCGCAUCAUCUCGCUCCCGUGUCACGACAUCAUCAAGCCGGGGACGGUGAAGCGACUCAGAGGGGAAGGCCUGCCGUUCCCAAAGAACCCGUCACAGCGCGGCGACCUCAUCGUGGAGUUCUCUGUCCGUUUUCCCGACAGAAUUCCCCCUCAGUCCAGAGAGAUUAUCAGACAACAUCUCCCCCAGUCAUAGGAGGACUCACCUUUAACCCCCCCAUUACCUCACUUGAGACUAAAUGACCCAAACCCUAGUUCUCAAUUCUGACCCUUAUUGUAGUUUCCCUUCCCACUUCCUGAUGUCCUCAGUUGACGCACGCAGCUUCAAACAGACGCUGCUGUUUGAAGGGACUUUGCAGUGGGAGGACGACGGAAGAAUGCCAAGAUGAGUGGCAGAAUCAGGAUGUAAUUAUUCAUCUUUGU
Trematomus bernacchii (emerald rockcod) is the source of this 1543-nucleotide messenger RNA. It is a transcript of the gene dnajb5, whose product is annotated as DnaJ heat shock protein family (Hsp40) member B5. NCBI's taxonomy places the organism in Eukaryota, Metazoa, Chordata, Actinopteri, Perciformes, Nototheniidae. Gene Ontology annotation, biological process: negative regulation of transcription by RNA polymerase II. Gene Ontology annotation, cellular component: cytosol. The coding region runs from base 216 to 1316 and encodes 366 amino acids. Gene Ontology annotation, molecular function: protein-folding chaperone binding. The record is from RefSeq and is a predicted model, not a curated record. The transcript is spliced from 5 exons.